GGCUGGGAAGGCUGGGCAGGUGCACGGACUGGAGAGAGCCACAGGAGGGGAGUGCGGGGAGCAGCAGGAAGGCACUGGGGCAGAAGCUCCUGUAGGUCAAGAGCGGAAGCUGCUCACCCUCAGCACCCACAAGUUGGAGGUGUGGCCACCUGCUAGUUGUUUAAGCGUGAGCGAUGCAGUCGCGAAGGCUGCCGGAAGAGUCCAAAGCCGGCCUCAGCCGGGGCCUGGCCUGGGGACCCAAGGUGCUCAGGCGGUGGAGGAGGGCCACGCAGAGGCUUGAGGUCCUUGACCCAAGUCCCCAGCCGGGCCCAGUAGGGAGGGUGAUUGGCCGUUUUGAGGUUGACAGGGAAGGGCCCGUGGGGAGUGGAGGACCUCCAGGAGCCACUUCCCCCACCCUGGCGGCACCAGGCUGGGGUGGGGCAGAUGGGGCUCGUGGGCUGGGCUGAGGACCUGGGGGGUGGGGCUGGAACAUUCAGCAGGCAGGGCCUGAGAGGCAGCCUCUCAGCCCCAGCACUGCAGGCCCCUCCCUCCCUCUCUUCCUGCAACAGUUUCACUUUUGCUUUUGCGUCCCUGGCCUUCUGCUUCAGGGCUGGGGAGGAGGGGUCUGGGCUGAAGGCACGGGCUGGGCGGGCCAGGGGACACUGCCAAGGGGGAGGGGGCUGGGGGGAGCAGCCGGACUGCGGGGCUGCCACCCUACCCUCUCUUCUGGCCCCAGGGUUGCGAUGGGGGAGGUGGGGACAGUGGUGGAAGUCAGCGGGCUGACCCCCGAUGUCCCCGAGGAGCUGCUCAUGCUCUACUUUGAGAACCGCAGGAGCUCUGGGGGUGGACCUGUGUUGAGCUGGCAGAGACUUGGCCCUGGGGGCAUACUCAGCUUUCGGGAGCCUGCAGAUGCAGCGAGGGUCCUGGCCCAGGAGGAGCACACUCUGUGCGGUGCCCGGCUGAGCCUGCGGCCCGCCCCGCCCCGCGCCCCUGCGCGCCUGCUCCUCCAGGCACUGCCUCCCGGCCUCGCACCCCAGCGCCUGGAGCAGCACGUCCAAGCCUUGCUUCGUGCCACAGGUCACCCUGAGCAGCCCUGCCGUGCCCUGGCCAGUCCCCGACCAGACCGGGCCCUGGUCCAGCUGCCCAAGCCCCUUUCUGAGGCAGAGUUCCGCGUGCUGGCGGAGCGGGCGCGGGCCGUGGGCCUGGAGGGGGCGGAGGUAUCCCUGGCCUGGGUGCCCCAGGCCCGAGCGGUGCGUGUAGUGGGGGGCAGCCCCGCUGCGGACCCGCUGCUGUUGGAGCUGUACCUGGAGAACGAGCGCCGCAGUGGUGGGGGGCCCCUGGAAGGCUUGCGCAGGCUGCCGGGGACCCUGGGCACCGUCGCCUCCUUCCAGCAGUGGCAGGCGGCUGAACGGGUGCUGCAGCGGGACCACCGGCUACAGGGCUCAGAGCUGAGCCUUGUCCCCCACUAUGAAGUGCUGGAGCCGGAGGAGCUUGCUGAGGACACCCGUGGAGGGAGCCACCUGGCUGCGUUGGGCCCCGGGGCCCCCGAGCAUGCUCUCCCGGAGGCUGGAAGGCCCACGAGGGCCCAGAGUUGUGCAGGGCCUGUGACAUUGGGCUCGGAGGAGGCACCAGGGCCGUCAGGAGCUUCUGUGAGGACAGGUUCUCCCUGGCGCAGGUCCUCACUGGGACCGGCCGGGCCCAUCAGCUCGGGGCCUAUGGAGUCUUCAGAGCAGGCGGGGCUGGUAGGCCCGGGGCCUGGGGGCUCUCCAGGCCCAGUGGAGAACACCAUGGGCUCUCCGGAGCAGGUGGAGUCGGUGAGCCUGGGGCCUGUGGGGUCACCGGGGCAGGAGGGCCCGAUGGACACGGUGCUGCCGAUGGAGCCGGGAGCAAUGCGCUUCCUACAGCUCUAUCAUGAGGACCUUCUUGCUGGCCUGGGAGACGUCGCCCUCUUCCCACUCGAGGGAUCAGAUACGACUGGAUUUCGACUCUGCGGAGCCCCGGGCCCGUGCCGGGCGGCCGAGGAGUUUCUGCAAAGUCUGCUUGGCAGCAUCAGCUGUCAUGUGCUGAGCCUGAAGCACCCAGGCAGUGCCGGGUUCCUGCUGAGCCCAGAGGGGCAGCACCUCCUCCGUGGGUUGGAGGCUCAGUUUCAGUGUGUCUUUGGGACAGAGCAUCUGGCCAGGGCCGCCCUCCACACGGACCCUGAGGAGGUGGACCCCCGCGCCCUGGGGCCUCCAGAUGACGCGGGACGUGACCAGGAGAAUGUCAGCCUCGAGGAGGUCCAAGAGCUGCUGGCCACCCUGGAGGGCCUGGAGGGGGAAGAGAGGCUGCCGCUGGUGCUGGGGGAGGAGGAGCCUGAGGGGCGGCCAGAGGAAGAGGAAGAGGAGGAGGCUGUGACUCCCAGGGCUGGCGAGGGGCCAGUGGCCCCAGGCACGGGGGUGCCUGGGCCGCUGGAGGAGGAGGCCGCCCUGCAGCUGGCUCUUUACCAGUCUCUGGAGCCACAAGACCAGGUGGCUGAGCGAGAGGAGGCUGUGGCCCUCCAGCGAGCCCUGGCCCUCUCUCUGCUGGAACCACCCUGGUUAGAGGAAGGAGAGCACGAGGGCCAGGGGCCUGGCGGCUGCGCCCAGCUGGUGGUGCAUGUGGCCUUUGAGCAGGAUCUGGACGAGCUGGACCGGGCACUGGAGGCUGCGUUGGAGGUGCACCUCCGGGAGGAGACGGUGGCGCCCCAGGGCUGCAUGCUGCCCGCAGAGCUGUGCGCCCGCCUGGGGCGGUGCCACGGCGUGAGUGUUGCCCUUCGUGGCGACCACACUGUCUUCCGUGGCUUUGGGGCCCAACCCACACGAGCUGCCCGCCACUUAGCAGCGCUGCUGGCUGGCCCCCGGGAUCAGAGUCUGGCCUUUCUCUUGGCAACUCUGGGCCCCACUUGGCCACCGCAGAGGCCCAGGGAGCCCUUGGGCAGCCUGGAGCGACUGGCCGAGAGCAGCAGGGAGUUCCAGACGGUGGUGCAGGCUUUCUACGACACCCUGGACGCGGCCCACGGCAAGAUCCUUGUUGUCCGGGUGGAGCGUGUGUUGCACCCGCUGCUGCAGCGGCAGUACGAGCUGCAUCGGGAUCGCCUGGAGCAGUGCUGCGAGCGGCGCCCGGCGGAGCAGGUCCUGUACCACGGCACCGCGGGGGCCACUGUCCCAGACAUCUGCGCGCACGGCUUCAAUCGCAGCUUCUGCGGCCGCAACGGUACGCUCUACGGGCAGGGCGUGUACUUCGCCAAGCGCGCCUCCCUGUCGGUGCAGGACCGCUACUCGCCCCCCGACGCCGAGGGCCACAAGGCGGUGUUUGUCGCGCGGGUGCUGACCGGCGACUACGAGGGCUGCCGCGGGCUGCGGGCCCCCCCUCUGCGGGCCCCGGGCCACGUGCCCCUGCGCUACGACAGCGCGGUGGACAGCCUCCGCCAGCCCAGCAUCUUCGUCAUCUUUCACGACACCCAGGCGCUGCCCACCCACCUCAUCACUUGCAGGCACACCGCCGGGCCUCCCCCCGCAGGGCUCCCGGGCGACUCGACCCGAGCCUAGGGGCCCCCUCGGCCCCGCCUCUGUCCUCCUGCUCCCGGCUCCGCCCGGCCCUGCAGCCCCCUCCGCUGCCGGAGCCGCCCCUGGGGGCCCCCCUG
Molecule: messenger RNA, 3640 nt
Organism: Sus scrofa (pig)
Lineage: Eukaryota; Metazoa; Chordata; Mammalia; Artiodactyla; Suidae
Gene: PARP10
Product: poly(ADP-ribose) polymerase family member 10
Biological process (GO): protein poly-ADP-ribosylation; negative regulation of gene expression
Cellular component (GO): cytoplasm; nucleus
Molecular function (GO): transcription corepressor activity; NAD+ poly-ADP-ribosyltransferase activity
Source: RefSeq, a predicted model, not a curated record